Zygotorulaspora mrakii is the source of this 2571-nucleotide messenger RNA. Its product is annotated as serine/threonine-protein kinase. The coding region runs from base 1 to 2571 and encodes 856 amino acids. The transcript has a single exon. Gene Ontology annotation, cellular component: cytoplasm; nucleus; plasma membrane. NCBI's taxonomy places the organism in Eukaryota, Fungi, Ascomycota, Saccharomycetes, Saccharomycetales, Saccharomycetaceae. Gene Ontology annotation, biological process: protein phosphorylation. The record is from RefSeq and is a predicted model, not a curated record. Gene Ontology annotation, molecular function: ATP binding; protein serine/threonine kinase activity.
AUGGAGGAUCAGGAGCUUCAAAGUAGACGCAGCCCUCUAGGCGAUCGGGACCGCAGCCUGUCAUUCUCCAAGCUACUUCCCAGAUCUUUUAGGAGGACUAUUAGCAGCGCGAGUAACUCUGUUUCUAGUAUAAGCAUUCAAGAACCUGUUGAGACCUCUGUAAGCCCCGUAAAUGGUGCAGACAAAGAGAAAGGUGACAAAGAGAAAGGUAACAAAGAAUCAUUGGAAAGACAGCAACAAGGCGAGGAGCCUAGCUCGCCAGUAUUAAAGGAGGACAUUCAGAGUCAAAGCCGUAGUCAAACUCAAAGUCAAGCUCAAGCACCGGAACCGGCACAGGCACCUGCACAUUCACAGGGACAGAGUUCGAGAUUUUCGAGAUUCAAAAGCAUAUUUCAAGGGAGCAGUGGCAGUACUGAGGAUAUUUCUAAGACGCCAGUAAGUUACAGCAGCAGUGCUGGUGAGCAAAUUACAGAGGAAACCUCUCAAUCAGAUACGCAAAGUGGUAAUGAGCCGGAUCGCAGUCAUCUACAUGUUACAGAGGGGUCUCCGGGAAGUAAUCAAUUGUACAGAAGGAGGUCGCCUUCGACACCUAUUAUGCCCAGUCAUCUAAGCUCUCCUAAUGGGAAGCAAAAGAGCAGACUAGAUCCAAAAAGUCAAAGUGGGCACUCAAGUACAAACCCGUUUAGACAAGAAAGAGAUCGUUCAGGAACUGUUCGCAGUAAUAACCCCUAUUUCAUAUAUCAAGGGUUACCGCCUCAUGCAUUAUCAUCUCAAGAACUGGAUAGUAGUUUCAACUCAACUAUAUCAAAGGUUCCAGAGAUUCAUUCUCCAGUAACGCCAGGGACACCGAAUACCCCAUCAACGCAGACUUCAUAUAUCCAGAAGGAGCACAGAAACUUAAGCAAUUUAUCACUCCACGAGAUUAAAGAAAACGAAGAGGUAAAGGAGUUUUACAAUAAUGACGAUAGCUAUUUUACUAGUCAACCUAAAAAGGAUUCAAGACCUGUAAGUAUGACAGAGCGCAUUGAGAGUCCGCUCUUAACUCCUGAGGGUGUUCAACAGUAUCCUUCGAUCCUGGUUGGUUUUGAAGAUGACGAGGAAAAUGAUGUAAAUGGGGAGCCGUUAUCGAAAAAUGAUCAUAAUCAUAGUGAAAAAGAAAAAUCUCCGAAUAAAAUUCGGCAACCAACGUUGAGACGGGCAGCAUCUGUACCAGAUGCAAUCAAAGAUGUUGUAGACAGUAGCACAAGUCAUGAGUCCUCUUUACCCCCCUCUGGAACUUUAUCUGAUCUUAGCGAACCAAAGAGGUCAAUGCGGCUGAGAAGUAAAUCGUUCAGCAAUAAAUUUCAAGAUAUCAUAGUAAGUCCAAAAUCUUUCGAGAAAGUAAGAUUAUUGGGGCAAGGUGAUGUUGGAAAGGUUUAUUUAGUUAAAGAGAAAAGAACGAAUAGAUUAUACGCUCUGAAAAUAUUUAGUAAGGCGGAGAUGAUAAAAAGGAAGAAAAUAAAGCGAAUUUUGGCAGAGCAAGAAAUUUUGGCCACCAGUAACCAUCCUUUUAUUGUCACCCUUUACCAUUCUUUUCAAUCCGAAGAUUAUCUCUAUCUUUGUAUGGAGUAUUGCAUGGGGGGAGAAUUUUUCAGGGCGUUACAGACUAGAAAGACAAAAUGCAUUUCUGAGGAUGACGCCCGCUUUUAUGCCAGUGAGGUUACUGCCGCUUUGGAGUACUUACAUUUGAUGGGUUUCAUAUAUCGAGAUUUGAAACCAGAAAAUAUUCUCCUACACCGUUCAGGUCACAUCAUGCUUUCUGAUUUUGACCUUUCCAUUCAGGCGAAAGAUGCAAAAAACCCAGUGGCUAAGGGUACAGCGCAAUCAACGUUAGUUGAUACUAAAAUUUGUUCUGAUGGCUUUAGAACUAACUCUUUUGUUGGUACGGAAGAAUACAUUGCACCAGAGGUCAUUAGAGGAAAUGGGCAUACUGCCGCGGUUGAUUGGUGGACAUUGGGUAUUCUGACUUAUGAGAUGCUAUUUGGUUUCACUCCAUUUAAGGGCGAUAAUACCAACGAAACAUUUUGUAAUAUUUUGAAAAACGAUGUUAGUUUUCCAAACAAUAACGAAAUAUCAAGAUCAUGCAGAGAUCUCAUUAAGAGGCUGCUGAUAAAAAAUGAGUCUAAAAGGCUGGGAUCAAGGAUGGGCGCUGCUGAUAUAAAAAAACAUCCAUUCUUCAAAAAGGUGCAAUGGUCAUUACUAAGGAAUCACGAACCACCUUUAAUUCCUGCACUUACAGACGACGGCUAUGAUUUUGCAAAGUCAUCGUCCAAUAAGAAUAAAACGGGUGCUUCUUCAAAGGACGGCACUUCCCUCGAAGAGCAAGAACGUAUAAUGUUUCAAGAGCCUGUUGAAUAUGACGAUGAAGUUUCUGAUGACGAUCCGUUCCAUGAUUUCAAUUCCAUGAGUUUAAUGAAGCAGGAUAGUAAUUUUUUGAUAUAUGGGGAUAAUAAUUCGUAUGGUAAAAUAUCUUACACACCGAACUCUAACAGAUCUAGAAGUAAUAGUCAUAAAGGUUUUUUCAAAAGGUGA